AGAACUCGAUUGCAGCUUUUCUCUCAUCAUCUCCGAGAUGGUCAGGAUGGGGUCCCGGAAUAUUUAUGUUUUGGCUUUCUGCCUGUUGGCGAUGCUGGCACUGACUUCAGCUACAUAUGUCAAACCUAAGCCACCGAAGUGCUCUCCUGUACGAGAAUUCGGGGCAUGUCAGUUGUUCGUGACCAAGGGCUACUGGAACAAAUGGGCUCCAAACAAAUACUCUGCCUGCUGUAGGUACGUGAAGAAGGAGUCGCUGGACUGUCUGUGUGCAGCAGCGAACUCGAAGUUCAAGUUCCAGGUUGACAUCAGCAAGGCUUUGGGGCUUGCCGCAAAAUGUGGCAAAUACUAUCCCAAGGGCACAGUACUGAAGUGCAAGACACCCGCGAAGCCCACUCCUAGCCCAUACUAUUACAAGUCACCACCUCCUCCCAAGAAGUCUCCUCCUCCUCCAUACAAAUACAGCUCUCCACCUCCUCCCAAGAAGUCUCCUCCUCCUCCAUACUACUACAAGUCACCACCUCCUCCCAAGAAGUCUCCUCCUCCUCCAUACAAAUACAGCUCUCCACCUCCUCCCAAGAAAUCUCCUCCUCCUCCAUACUACUACAGCUCUCCACCUCCUCCCAAGAAGUCUCCUCCUCCUCCAUACAAAUACAGCUCUCCACCUCCUCCCAAGAAAUCUCCUCCUCCUCCAUACUACUACAACUCUCCACCUCCUCCAGUCAAGUCUCCUCCUCCUCCAUACUACUACAACUCUCCACCUCCUCCUAAGAAAUCUCCUCCUCCUCCAUACUACUACAACUCUCCACCUCCUCCAGUCAAGUCUCCUCCUCCUCCAUACUACUACAACUCUCCACCUCCUCCUAAGAAAUCUCCUCCUCCUCCAUACUACUACAACUCUCCACCUCCUCCAGUCAAGUCUCCUCCUCCUCCAUACUACUACAACUCACCACCUCCCCCAGUCAAGUCCCCACCUCCUCCAUACUACUACAACUCUCCACCUCCCCCAGUCAAGUCCCCACCUCCUCCAUACUACUACAACUCUCCACCUCCCCCAGUCAAGUCCCCACCUCCUCCAUACUACUACAACUCUCCACCUCCUCCAGUGAAGUCUCCUCCUCCUCCAUACUACUACAACUCACCACCUCCCCCAGUCAAGUCUCCUCCUCCUCCAUAUUACUAAAAUUGCCCCCCGCCACCACCUAAGUUCCCUCCAUCGCCAACAUACUGUACUGGGGAGGAUCGGAGCUGGACAUGAGAUUGGAAGUCCACAUUCGGUGAUCGGAAUGUUCAUGGCUUUUCUAAAAUUUUCUGAUUGAGUGGCGCAUCGAGUUCUAAAAAGGUUCAGAACCUGAUGAUAUUCUUCUAGCCUCCCAGGAGAAGGAAGACCUUGAACUCUCUGGUGCGUUUGAGAGGAUCUUCCGGAAUUGCAGCUUUGAUUUUUGUCUCAGAUGAAAGUAUGUGGUAGACAUCAUGAUUUCCCUGCCUACUGAACUGUACGAAUCGGUAUGGUUUUGUAUUUUAUCUAGAUCUCAGGCCCGGUCGAAACAAGCUGGCCAGAGUUAUCUCUGUAUCUCGUGUUCAAAGACGCAAGAAGAAUAUAUAUAUAAACAUGCAUUCUGUGC
Molecule: messenger RNA, 1622 nt
Organism: Marchantia polymorpha subsp. ruderalis
Lineage: Eukaryota; Viridiplantae; Streptophyta; Marchantiopsida; Marchantiales; Marchantiaceae
Source: the annotation of a GenBank genome assembly